CGGGACUCGUAAAAGUUUGGUUAUAUUGUGAAAAUGUUUAAUCAGUCUUUUUUACACAAUAUUUGAGCAACAAUAGAUGAAAUAUGUGUAAAAUCGAAGAAAAAAUUGCUUGAAUACUUAACUUACGCAAAAAUAUAGUUUUUUGUUCUUGGAAAAAAAGCAGUGGCGUAACGUGGACAAGUGUGAAUCAAUUUUUUUGGUGAAAAAAAUCGAUAAAAAAGCAAAAUCGCAAGCUUGUUAGAUUCAGUGAAUUAAGAAGUGUUAUUCUACGGUCCAAUUUGCGUAAUUAUGCUUUAAAUAAUAUUUUUUUACCAGAAAAAAACUGCGGUUAUGUUCUUGUUUUGGACAAAAUUUUAGUUUUUUUUUUAAUAGAAGGUAAUUAACGUGGAUGUGCUUUACACAAAUAUUUAAUCAAAUAGUUCAAUCAGGCGAAUUGUUAGUGAAUUUUGCAUAUUUGUUAAGAAUAACCAGUGGCGUAACAUGGAGAAAUUUGAUGUGACAUUUUGACACAUGGCAUUUAUUUAUUUACUACCAACUGUCACAAACUCACCAAUCGUAGAAAUGAAACAAGAAGUAAAAGAUAUGAAUUUGGACGCUUUUAAGACCGAAAUCAAGCAAGAGCCUCUAGACCACUGGUCCACCGUCUUAGUGAAAGAAGAACCAAUUGAAGAAAAAGUAACGAAAGAAGAACCCGAAAAAUCUGGGAAAGUCUUCACUUGCCCCCAUUGCCCAUACAGCACGGGAUGGAAAAGCAACCUUGGAAAACACAUAGUGAGCCGUCACACCUCCUCUGACCAAAUCAAUUGGUUGCAGUGCCCUCAAUGCCCAUACCGAGGCAAAACCAGAGACUACCUCAAAUGUCACCUCAUACACGUCCACAGCAUAGCUGUUAAAUGGUACCCCUGCCCUCAAUGCCCCUUCAAGGCCAAAAUGAAACGCCUCCUUGACCGUCACCUCAUUCUCACGCACACCGACUCGGAGGAAAUCGAAUGGUUCCAAUGCGAGCAUUGCCCAUUCAAAGCCAAAUUCAGCUAUAGUUUGAAACAACAUAUAUUUAGUAGACAUACCGAUGACAGCGCCAUCAAGUGGUUCCAAUGCGACUUAUGUGAGUUUAAAGCUAAACGCAAACGCAACUUGCAGUUGCACCAACUUCACAAACAUACAAAUGAGCGUGAAAUCAAGUGGUUUUAUUGCGACUCCUGCGAUUGCAAAUUUAAGAGAAAACAGUCGUUGAGGUCACAUGUGGCAACAGUGCACAAUAAGAGGAAAUUCGAAACUAGGGAAAUCCCGGUUUUUAUUGACAAUCAGUUAUGUUGGCGACGAAUCGUCGUUGAGAAGGAGGGGCCAGAGGCGGAGUUUAAAUGCAACCAAUGCGCGUUUGCCACAUGUGACAAAAUCAUAUUCAAACAACAUGUUUUGAAGACACAUACAGUGACGGAAAUCAAGAAAGAAGAUGAUUGUAUUGUGAAGAAAACUUACAAGACGAAGGAUGUUGUCGUAAUGGUUGGGGAUGUUCCUUGUGUCAAAAAAGUCAUAGAUGGUCCGUUGUAGAAUUAAUUUUUGUGUUUGUAAAUAAAGAAGUGAAGGGAGACCCCAAAUUUGUUGUUUUAUUUUUACAAAAAAAUUUAAAUGUCAAA
Tribolium madens (black flour beetle) is the source of this 1637-nucleotide messenger RNA. Its product is annotated as zinc finger protein ZFAT-like. Bases 511 to 1551 code for a protein of 346 amino acids. Gene Ontology annotation, cellular component: nucleus. Gene Ontology annotation, molecular function: RNA polymerase II transcription regulatory region sequence-specific DNA binding; DNA-binding transcription factor activity, RNA polymerase II-specific. The record is from RefSeq and is a predicted model, not a curated record. NCBI's taxonomy places the organism in Eukaryota, Metazoa, Arthropoda, Insecta, Coleoptera, Tenebrionidae. The transcript is spliced from 2 exons. Gene Ontology annotation, biological process: regulation of transcription by RNA polymerase II.